CGGAGGGAUCCCGGAUCCGCCGGCCUGGGAAUUUCCGUCCUCUGUGCCAAGUCCGGAUGCCCCCGCCAAAGUCUCAGCAGCAAGCGGCAGAGGGAGGGAGCCGUCAGCCAGGCGCAACUGAGAACAACAGCACCAUGACCACCACCAGUCACCAGCCUCAAGACAGAUACAAAGCUGUCUGGCUUAUCUUCUUCAUGCUGGGCUUGGGGACACUGCUCCCCUGGAAUUUUUUCAUGACAGCCACUAAGUAUUUCACAAACCGCCUGGACAUGUCUCAGAAUGUGUCCUUGAAUGCUGCUGUAUUGAGCAAGGAGAUACAGGACCCAGCUGUCCCCACAGCACCCUUACCAGAACAGAGGUCUCUCAGUGCCAUCUUCAACAAUGUCAUGACCUUGUGUGCCAUGCUGCCACUGCUGCUCUUCUCCUGCCUUAACUCCUUCUUGCAUCAGAGGAUCCCCCAGUCUGUACGGAUCCCAGGCAGCCUAGUGGCCAUCCUGCUGGUAUUCCUGGUCACUGCCAUCCUGGUGAAGGUGCAGCUGGAUGCUCUGCCCUUCUUCGUCUUCACCAUGAUCAAGAUCAUACUCAUUAAUUCAUUUGGCGCCAUCCUGCAGGGCAGCCUGUUUGGUCUGGCUGGCCUCCUGCCCGCCAGCUACACAGCCCCCAUCAUGAGUGGCCAGGGCCUGGCAGGCCUCUUCGCCUCAGUGGCCAUGAUCUGCGCCAUUGCCAGUGGCUCAGAGCUGUCAGAAAGUGCCUUUGGCUAUUUUAUCACAGCCUGUGUGGUUGUCAUUUUGGCUAUCAUCUGUUACCUGGGUCUGCCCAGGCUGGAGUUCUACCGCUACUACCAGCAGCUCAAGCUUGAGGGGCCUGGGGAGCAGGAAACCAAGUUGGACCUCAUCAGUAAAGAUUCUUCUACAACCUGUCACCUGCCAGGAGAGGAGCCAAGAGCGAGCAAAGAGGAGUCCGGGAUCUCAACCCCCAAUUCUCAGGCUACCAGCAGAAACCCCUCUAUUAGAGCCAUCCUCAAAAAUAUCUCAGUCCUGGCCCUCUCUGUCUGCUUCAACUUCACGGUCACCAUUGGGUUAUUCCCUGCUGUGACUGCUGAGGUCAAAUCCAGCAUCGCAGGCACCAGCGCCUGGGGAGAUUACUUCAUUCCUGUGUCCUGUUUCUUGACUUUCAAUAUCUUUGACUGGUUGGGCCGGAGCCUCACAGCUGUUUUCAUGUGGCCUGGGAAGGACAGCUGCUGGCUGCCGAGCCUGGUGGUUGCACGGCUGGUGUUUGUGCCGCUGCUACUGCUGUGUAACGUCCAUCCCCGUCGCUACCUGGCUGUGGUCUUCAAGCAUGACGCCUGGUACAUCUUCUUCAUGGCCKCCUUCGCCUUCUCCAACGGCUACCUCGCCAGCCUCUGCAUGUGCUUCGGGCCCAAGAAAGUCAAGCCGGCUGAGGCGGAGACCGCGGGAGCCAUCAUGAACUUCUUUUUGUGUYUGGGCCUGGCACUGGGGGCUGUCCUCUCCUUCCUGCUUCGGGCAAUUGUGUGACCAUGGAUGAACAGAAGGACUACACUGCUGACCUGCCACCUGCCCCUUUUGCCAAGGAUGAGCAGGGUAGUCUGAAGGUUUUCUCUUCUUUUAAAGCCAACUUCUGCUUUCUUAUGCCCUGUGUGGGGCCUGGAUGUCCAGGCCCUGGGGAGGGAGCCUCUGAUGGACACUGAGAACAGUGGGCUUGAGGGUCAGACAGGAGGGGCGUGGCCUCUGACUGAUCACUGACUGGUCCCUGCAAGGCAGGUGAGGCUCCUGGGCUCGGAGAGCGUGUAUAAGUGUUUUGUUUCUAUCUGCCUACACCAGGGGUGGCUGGGGGGCCAGGACUGACCGUUGUAUGGUCUGAUCUGAUAUUUCCCCUCCCUCCUUUCUCCCCACGUGCUUCCUCCCCUUUCUCCCUGUCCCUUUCCCCUGCCCUUCACCCAUCCCUACCCAUCAUGCACACUAUAUUAGAUGCUAUUUUACUGCCUUUUUUUUUAUACUCAACAGAAACCAGGUGCCUUCAGAGGCUCUCUGAUUAAAUUAAAAAAAAWUUUUUUUUUUUCCUCUCUGUGCCUCCCUGUGUCCUCAGGCGACAGCUUAAGGCCUCGGCAUGGUAGAAGAUAGGAAGUAUGGGUCUGGAGGAAUGAGCAGGACCCAGCUGUAGGCCUGAGGGGUUGGGCCUCAGAGGAGCUGUAGUGACCCCUGCUGGGCCCACAGGGGAGGGACAGGCCUCCAGCCAGGACACCCGAACUGUGGCCCAGACAGAAAAGCCAAGUUUUUUCUUUGUUGCUUCAUUUCUCCUUUCACAAGGCUGGAGACAGAGACAGCUUCUUGUCUUUUCUUGGUCUUAACUGCUACCCACCCCCCAACUCUGUCCUCAGUCCCGGCAAUGAACUCUGAAAAACUGGCCAGCUCCACCCCCAGCUCUUGGCGGCACUCCUACAUCACUGGGCAGGAAGAGGCUGAGGCCUGAGGGUUCUCCCCUGCCUGGCACCCAGCCCUGACACCAAAAGCUCGGCCUGCCAGACUUCCUGGGGAACAAGGAGCCUAUGUGUCCCUCAUAUUGAAGCUGGACUUCUUCCUUCUCAGCCCAGACUCUAGCCUAUGGAGGGGUGGUUUGGAAUGGGACUGUGAGAGUCUCAGUGAAGGGGUCCUCACUACUGAGACCCCUGCCCAAGAAUAACUGCCUGGCUACAGGGAAGUGCAGUCCUCUAGUCAUGGUGACCCUCCAGCCCCAGCACUUGGGUAUAAGUCUCAGAAAGGCAGGAGGUUUUGCUGCCCUGCCUGGGCUGUCUGUUCACUGAUCUCUGACCAGCACAUUGCUACUGAGUUGGCACCUCUGGCAGAAUUUCCUCGCUUAUGGGAGUUUUUUUUAAUUGAAGGCUUCAGGCCUCAAUAAAUUCUAUUAGCUUAUUUUUCACUCUUCCAUGAGCUCAAGCCCUAAUGGGGUUGUUCAGUAUACCAUCUUAGUGGGAACUGAAGUCCAGGUGCUAAUUUGUCAAACUAGAGUAUGUAUCUGAGGUGAAGGUAGACAAGGUCUUCCUUCCAAUCUGGUUCAAGCUGCCGGAUGCUUAGGAUUCUUCCUCCUGAUGUGAUGCAAACUGAAGCUACAGACCUGAGAUCUUUCUCCUCUGCUUGCCCUCAGGCCUCCCUGCUUUCCCCAUUGUACCSAAACCCCAUAUCCCUAUUGGAUCCCUAUUGGAUCUUCCUUAAGGCCARCCCCUCCCCCCACCACCUGUAUUUCUUCCAGAGGACCCUUUACCACUUCCCUAUCUGGCCUUUUGGGACCAAGUCCCAGGUCUUCUCUGAUCCAUUCCAAAUGUGGCCACAAGAAUAAUCUAAGGCCAGGCAUGGUGGUGCAUACCUGUAAUCCAAGCACUGGGGUGGUUGAGC
Messenger RNA from Urocitellus parryii (Arctic ground squirrel), 3410 nucleotides. RefSeq names its product solute carrier family 29 member 1 (Augustine blood group) (gene Slc29a1). Lineage: Eukaryota; Metazoa; Chordata; Mammalia; Rodentia; Sciuridae. Gene Ontology annotation, biological process: uridine transmembrane transport. Gene Ontology annotation, molecular function: nucleoside transmembrane transporter activity. Gene Ontology annotation, cellular component: plasma membrane. The record is from RefSeq and is a predicted model, not a curated record.